Poecilia latipinna (sailfin molly) is the source of this 1184-nucleotide messenger RNA. RefSeq names its product adenosine deaminase CECR1-A-like. Lineage: Eukaryota; Metazoa; Chordata; Actinopteri; Cyprinodontiformes; Poeciliidae. Gene Ontology annotation, biological process: inosine biosynthetic process; adenosine catabolic process. The record is from RefSeq and is a predicted model, not a curated record. The annotation marks the transcript as partial. Gene Ontology annotation, molecular function: adenosine deaminase activity. The transcript is spliced from 6 exons.
UGCAUGUCUUUUUUUGUUUUCAGCUCCAAAGCAGAUAACUUCAGCUCAUCUGAAGCAGCGGCAGCAUGUUCCAGUAGGCCUCCCAGUGUUCCCAGUGGGGUAAGGAGGACAUGGUGAACUCACUCUGCCUGACUCUGCUCACCUGCGUUCCCCUGCUGUGGCUUGUGAGGGAAUCUGCAGGGAUGCCGGACCCCGCUCGCAGGGACCUGCUGAUGCGUGAGGAGGCGUCCCGGCAGACGGGAGGCCUGCUGGCGCUCACGGCGGCCGAGCAGAAGCUGGACGCCAACCUGCAUCGGUUUAAAGAGCAGGAGAUGGCGGCCACGCUCUUCCUUCCUGCCUUACACUUCUUCAAGGCAAAGCCGCUCAUCGAGAAGAGCGCCAUCUACAGACUGCUGCAGAAGAUGCCUAAAGGCGCUGCACUCCACAUCCACAGUUCAUCGCUGGUCAGCGCCGAAUGGCUGGUGAAAAACGUCACCUACAGACCUCACUGCUACAUCUGCUUCACGUGGGACAACUCGGUCCGCUUCCUGUUCUCCACUCUGCAGCCCUUCCCUCGGUGGGACUGCUUCUACUGGCAGCUGCUAGAGUCGCUCAGAGCCAGGAUAGGGGACAAUGCAGGAUUUGACAGCAGUUUAAUCCAGCACCUCACACUGUUUACUGAGAAUCCAGAUGGUGAAUAUCCAAACCAGGAUGUUGUGUGGGAGAAGUUUGAGAAGGCCUUCAUCGCCGCUGCGGGGUUGAUCACCCACGCUCCCGUUCUGAGGGAUUACAUCUACCAGGGAUUAGAGGAGCUUCACAGGGACAACGUCAUGUACCUGGAGCUGAGGAGCGGUCUGUCCAGGACGUAUGAACUUGAUGGAACGAUUCACGACAAGAUCUGGACUCUGAAGCUGUUCCAGGAAGUGACAUCAAAGUUCAAACAAAAUUAUCCAGAGUUCUUUGGAGCCAGGAUCAUAAUUUCAGUCCACAGGGCUCUGAGCGUUUCAGAGGUCAAGGCUGCUGUGACAGAGGCCAUCCAGCUGAAGAAAGACUUCCCAGACGUUGUUGCAGGAUUUGACAUGGUCGGCAGGGAGAAUAGUGGGCGGACUCUUUGGGACUUCAGAGAAGCUCUUUCCCUGCCAGCUGAGCUGGGAGCAUCGCUGCCGUACUUCUUCCAUGCAGGAGAGACGGGUCAGUCACCUUAU